AUGGACCAGGGCCAGGCCGCCGAGCACAGCACAGCUUCGCCGCCGGCCGCUUGGCAGAGCCUCCCUGGCCGGCUGGAAGUGGGGACUCCAUCCCGACCGCCAGCCUCGGCAAACCCUGCCUUCCCUUUCCCAGUCACCACCGCCGACCUGGAGCUCUCCGGCAUGAGGAUGGAGCACGUAGCAGUCACCGUCACCAUAACCCACCCCCGCCGCGGCAACCUGGAGAUCAGGCUCUUCUGCCCCAGCGGCAUGAUGUCCCUGAUAGGGACCGCCAGGAGCAUGGACUCGGACCCCAAUGGCUUUGCUGACUGGACCUUCUCCACGGUCCGGUGCUGGGGCGAGGAAGCGCAGGGCACGUACAGACUGGUCAUCAGGGACAUCGGAGAUGAGAGCCUAAGGCCUGGGACCUUGAAGCAGUGGCAGCUGACCCUGUACGGCUCCUCCUGGUCCCCAGCAGAGAUGAAGGAGCGGCAGAGGGUGCUGGAGGAAGCCAUGAGCGGGCAGUACCUGAGCAGCGACUUCUCCCUGCCCUGCCCUCCCGGGCUGGAGAUCCCCGAGGAGCAGCGCUACACGAUCACAGCCAACACCCUCAAGACCCUCCUGCUGUUGGGAUGCUUUGCCGUGUUCUGGACUUUCUACUACAUGCUGGAGGUUUGCCUGACCAGGAACAACGUGGGGCUCGACCUCACCUGCAACGGCUCCGCCGCCUGCAAAUGGUACCAGCAGGGAGGGAAGCACAGAGCCCUGGAGAGCGGCCUGGAGAUGGAGUCUGUGCCACUCUACCGGGAGAAGGACAUGGAGGACGUCGAGAUGGAGUGUGAGCACCCGGAGCCUGCCCAGGAGGGCAAGGGGGAGGAGGGGUCCUGGACCCCCACCCACCCCAAACUUCCCAGCAGCGGCAGAGCCGCGAGCUUCCACGAGGCGGCCGCCGCCGCCGGAGCAGGGUACCUUGGCCGGGAGGCGACGGCCGAGCUCCUCUCGGAGGACGGGGAGCGCCAGACGUGCUAGCUGGGGCUGGGGGUUUGGGCUGCGUCCCUCCCUCUCGGUACGUCCUUCCCGAGCACGGGCAGCAGAGACGUCCUGAGCCAUCGGGGACCGUUGCCGUUGUGUCCCGCGGAAGGUGGCGUUGGAAGUGGCUCAGAAACGAGGAGGAAGAGUGCUGGCAGUGGAAGGGGAGCUUCCCUUUCCCUCGCUCUGGAAAACAAAGCAAGCCUUAAACCCAUUCCUAACGGAGCCUGCCCUGGAAUGAGCCUGGAAAAUGCGGCAGGGCCUCUGGCAGCCGCCUCUGCAGGCAGGGACCCCACGGCCCUGUCAUUUGCCUUCCCCGCUGGGCUAGGAGCUGGCCAGUACCCACCAGUUACACCCAGCUUAGAAGCGGGGAGCCGUUUUGCCCAUCCCCAACCAGCGCUUGCUCCCUGUCCUCUCUGCUCCGACCCCGCCGCCUCCUCCUGAUCCUCCCGCAGGCAGGCGAGCAGCCGUGCCGUUGGCGAGGCAGAAGGCAGCAGGGCUUUCUCGACCCAUCCCGCUCAGGGCGGGCAGGACGGGGCUGUCCCUGCUGCGCGGCGGGCGCGAAAAGUGGCAGCGCCAGCUUGCCACGGGUAUGGUGGCAGCGCCGCUUCCCCGGGUCUGCCUCCCCGCCGCUCGCCGGGGCCUCGGUUCGCGGCCGGUGCCCGGGAGGGACGAGGCCGUGAGCGGUGCCCGGUUUGGGCCGGGAAGGGGAGGUUGAGUUGCUCUGGCAGUGGCUCAUCUGCGAGCGGGGUUGGCUUCUUCGCGUGUCUUUGGGUUCGUUGGUUUAUUUUUUUAAAGCUGGGGUUUGUUUUUUAAUCAGCAAAGCCCUUUUGUGUAGCUUUCCAAAUAAAAGUCUUAAAAACC
This is a messenger RNA of Gymnogyps californianus (California condor), 1872 nucleotides long. It is a transcript of the gene PCSK7, whose product is annotated as proprotein convertase subtilisin/kexin type 7. Gene Ontology annotation, molecular function: serine-type endopeptidase activity. Gene Ontology annotation, biological process: protein processing. Lineage: Eukaryota; Metazoa; Chordata; Aves; Accipitriformes; Cathartidae. The record is from RefSeq and is a predicted model, not a curated record. Gene Ontology annotation, cellular component: trans-Golgi network; Golgi membrane.